Messenger RNA from Mercenaria mercenaria, 9163 nucleotides. RefSeq names its product vasodilator-stimulated phosphoprotein-like. Gene Ontology annotation, biological process: intracellular transport. The record is from RefSeq and is a predicted model, not a curated record. Bases 1046 to 2533 code for a protein of 495 amino acids. The transcript is spliced from 12 exons. Gene Ontology annotation, molecular function: SH3 domain binding. Lineage: Eukaryota; Metazoa; Mollusca; Bivalvia; Venerida; Veneridae.
AGGCUGAUGAUACUGUUGCUUUGUUAUAUGAUAUUUAUGUUUUAAUGAUCAUACAGAAAACACAUUUUGGAUUUUGUUAUUGCUGUUGAGCAAAUUGUCUGAACCAUUUUAAGUGUCUGACUUAUUUUAAAAAAGAAAGUGGUUCAAGUAUUUUUAGGUCUGUUUUUGUGUACAUGUGGUUUUUAAAGGAAAUAUCAAUUUAGAAUGAAUGCGUCAGUUUCCUUUGGGAAUUAAAAGAUAAGAUUAAACUGCAAUGUGCCAGAAAAAGCUGGGUUAAAAUUGCUUUUACUAGUGGCUUCAAUGUAAUAAAAUUCUUUUCUGCAAUCUGAUAAAAAAACAUAUGGAUGAUGAUGGGAUGAAGAGCCUGAGAGAAAAAUCUAGGAUUCCAUUGAUAAAAGAUCUCUUCAGAAUGUGAACAUCUGAAAACAUGUACAAGAUUUCUGAUGCUGUUUAAAGUGAUAUCGGGUUUUAAAGUAAUACUGCACAUCAAAUGGGAAACAUUUAAUGCAUGUAUUCAGAGUUGGUUUGUAAACAAAAAGCGCAGCUGUAUUUAACGGAGGAUUAAUUGAAUAUUAAUUGAAAAAAUGUGAAAUCAAUGUACAUUUAGUUAGUGCCAAAAUGAAAUUUAUUUGAAUGUAGAAAAAGAACUGUGUUGAAAAUUGAUUGUUUACUAUAAUUGAAUAAAUAUUGGAUCAGUAAGUGCUCAAUGAAUAUUUGUUGGAAUGUACAAAAUGGAGAACUAUUUUGAAAAUUGAUGGUAUCAGAAAAUGAUUGAUGGCAUUCUAUCCUAUUUUUUUCUUCAUUGUUACAAUACAUACUUCUGUGGGAAAAAGCAUACUAUCUCAUGCUGGCUAGAUAAUGACAUCCUAGAUAUAUGAUGGUAAAUUGUCUGUUCUGAAUAUGAGCUGCCCAUACACUGCUUAAAAUAUGGCAGUCUUUCUUACCAGAAAUACAAGUCAGACUUGAAAUCACAAAGUCAGUGAAUGAAAAGAUAAACGUUGUUUAAAAAGAACAAAAGAACUUGAGAUAAUUGGCAAAUACCUUGAUGAUGAUAAUGAUUGAUGUGAUGGGUGAUAAUCCUUAUGCGACGAUACAUGACAUGGAUGAUGAGGAUCCUUACACAACGCCUUAUGGUGAAAUACCCGUUUGCCAGGCUAGGGCAAAUGUUAUGACGUAUGAUGACAUGAACAGGAAAUGGAUCCCCAGUGGGUCAUCACCAGGACUGUCAAAGGUUCAGAUCUAUCGACAUACAGUGAACAACACGUUCAGGGUAGUGGGGCGUAAACUGCAAGACCAUGAGGUCGUGAUCAACUGUGCCAUUUUAAAGAAUCUGAAAUAUAAUCAGGCUACGCCCACAUUUCAUCAGUGGAGGGACAGCCGACAUGUGUAUGGUCUCAACUUUGCUAACAAGGAAGACUCAGAAAUAUUUGCCAAUGCCAUGCUUGCAGCAUUAGAUACACUGAACAAUCAAGGACGACAGAUGGCUGCUCCGAUGGCUGCUCCGAUGGCUCCUCCGAUGGCUCCUCCUAUGGCUCCCCCAAAUCCUCCCCCUUCUCAUCCACCAGUAGGAUACCAGCAACAAUUUACAGCACAGCCACAACAACAGAAUGGACCACAACAACAAAUCUCUGAAGAUAAUAGGAGUUCAAGACCAGACUUUCAGACACACAGACGUUACCCAUCUGGAGGAGCUCCUGCUCCCUAUGCUGCACCACAGGUACAACAGCAGGAACCAGUGACUCAGCCUCCCCAGCCACCUCAACCCCCUCAACCUCCAGCUCCUCCCGCAGCACCUCCAGCCCCGCCAGCGGCUCCUCCUGCACCACCCGCUCCACCUGCAGCACCAGCUGCUCCUCCAGCACCGCCUGCACCAGGGGCACCACCUGCACCGCCUCCGCCAGCUGUAGGGGGUGGAGCUCCACCUGCACCUCCACUGCCACCAGUUGGAGGAAGCAGUCCCAGUGAAGAGGGAGGUGCUGCACCACAAGGAUUGGCUGCAGCAUUACAGGCUGCCAAACUGAAGAAAACAAAAAAGCCUGAGACAGAGGGAGAACCUGGGGCUGCUUCAAACACAAGUAACAAACCUCCUAUAGGAGGUGGACCAAUGGACCAUAUGAAUGAGUUACAGAGGAAAAUUGCGUUACGAGCAACCAAAGCUACACAGGAGGACACCUCACCAAGAAAUGUGAGUCCAUCGCCCACGCCAGUCCAAAAUCGGGAUGCCGUGCCAGGAGCAAGCAGACCUUGGGAAAAACCCUCUAACGGGAAUAAACUUACAAAUGGAACAGGCUCGCCAAAGUUAGCUAGAAGUAAAGAUUCUGAAGCUGCCAAAAAAUGGUGCACAUUGCCCGGUCGAAUUAAGCGUAAUCCAUCUCUAACUGGACAAGAACAUAUAGGAGGAACUACAGAGGCCAGUGCAAUCAGUAACAGUGACUUAGAAGCUUUAAAACAAGAAAUACUGACAGAAAUGAGGAAAGAAAUGAAUAAAAUGAAACAAGAAUUAUUAGAAGCAAUACGAGACUCUGCGAGAUAGGAAUCUUUAAGAAUAGUACGAUAGACUUCCACAUGAUUGUAGCAUUUCACAUGGGAACAUGUUUAUCCUUGGAAGAUACUGACUGUGCAGCUGAGAUCUUUUCUACACAGUGCAGUUUGAACAAAGAGAUCAGAAGUCUUCCAAAUGAUGGUGAAAUUCAAAAUUCACCAAUCAAAUUACAGAUUGCUUUCUUUUUAGCCAAUCAGAAUUAUAUCAUAUCAGAAGCUGAUGUUAACUGGUGCAAAGUAUUAAAAUAUAUUAUUUAAUAUAAGAUGAUUAUGUAAAUUAUUUUGUGUGCAUGAGUUAUGUGCACUUUAUUUUUGCUCAUUUUUUUAUGCACCAAGUUUUUAGUUACCUUGAAUAGUUGCUACAUUAAGAUUGAUAUUGAGAAAGCAUUGAGGGCCUUUAUUAUGUAGUGAUUUUUCAAAUUAAAACCUAAAAUUAUAAAUUAGACAUUAAACAUUAUCUGUUGUAAAUAAAUGAAAGUCAUUAAUUUCAUAAUGAAAUUAUUUAAUGUUGACCAAAUAUGAUAUAUAGCAUAAUCACAAAUUGCGAUAGGUUUUUAGCUCGACUAUUCGAAGAAUAAGUAGAGCUAUCCUACUCACCACGGCGUCGGCGUCGGCGUCACACCUUGGUUAAGUUUUUCGUACCAGUCCACAUUUUGACAAAGUCUUUUGAGAUAAAGCUUUGAAACUUUCAACACUUGUUUACCAUCAUCAUGGCCAGUUAUAGGCAAGAGCACAUAACUCCAUCAAGGAUUUUGGCUGAAUUAUGGCCCCUUUUGACUUAGAAAUCAUGGUUAAGUUUUUCGUACCAGUUCAUAUUUUGACAAAGUCUUUUGAGAUAAAGCUUUUAAACUUUCAACACUUGUUUACCAUCACCAUGUCCAGUUAUAGGCAAGAGUAGAUAACUCCAUCAAGGAUUUUGGCUGAAUUAUGGCCCCUUUCGACUUAGAAAUCAUGGUUAAGUUUUUCGUACCAGUUCAUAUUUUGACAAAGUCUUUUAAGAUAAAGCUUUGAAACUUUCAACACUUGUUUACCAUCACCAUGUCCAGUUAUAGGCAAGAGCACAUAACUCCAUCAAGGAUUUUGGCUGAAUUAUGGCCCCUUUUGACUUAGAAAUCUGGGUUAAUAUUUCGUACCAGUUCAUAUUUUGACAAAGUCUUUUGAGAUAAAGCUUUGAAACUUUCAACACUUGUUUACCAUCACCAUGUCCAGUUAUAGGCAAGAGCACAUAACUCCAUCAAAGAUUUUGGCUGAAUUAUGGCCCCUUUCGACUUAGAAAUCAUGGUUAAGUUUUUCGUACCAGUUCAUAUUUUGACAAAGUCUUUUGAGAUAAAGCUUUGAAACUUUCAACACUUGUUUACCAUCACCAUGUCCAGUUAUAGGCAAGAGUACAUAACUCCAUCAAGGAUUUUGGCUGAAUUAUAUGGCCCCUUUUGACUUAGAAAUCUUGGUUAAGUUUUUCGUACCAGUUCAUAUUUUUUGUAAAGCUUUGACAUAUGGCUUUGAAACUUUUAUCACUUGUUUAGUAUAAUAGUCUCUAUCUGUAGGAAAGAGAACAUAUUAACUCUGUCAUCUAUUUUGGCUGAAUUAUGGCCCUUUUUGGACUUUGAAAUUGGUUCUGUUUUCAUACAAGUCCAUGUUUUGUCAAAACUAUUUGACAUAUGGCUUUUAAACUUUGAACACUUGCUUAUCAUUAUGAUUUACAUCUGUAGCAAGAGUACAUAACUAUUUUGACUGAAUUAUGGCCCUUUUUGGACUUUGAAAUUGGCUCAUAUAUUGCCAUUUGGUGCAAGACAUCAAAAGUAAUACAGGAACAUUGUUUGUCUAAUCUAUUUAUUUCUUUUGUCUGAAUAUCCGUGGAAAUAUUUUGACCCCAUUCUUCAAUCAAUUCUUCGAAUAGUCGAGCGCGCUGUCAUCAGACAGCUCUUGUUCUUCUAUUGGGAAAGUCAGUGUCAUUUUUAGAUAAUUAUUGCUACAUGUAAUUUACAGACCUUUAUAAUUAGCAACUUUCAUAGUGUACUUUUAAAACGUUUUUCUCUUUAGAAAUAAUACUUGGGUGCUUUUGAUAGUGUAACUGUUUGAAGAGCUUAAUGUAUCCUCUGAGUUAUGAAAAAUCAACUUUGAAUAUUCACAAGAAGAAAAGAAUAAUGAAUGAUUUAUUCAGCUUAGUACAAUUACUUAAAACCAUUGAGUUUUUAGCAUUUAAAUUGUUUUUUAUAUGAUAUUUUGACACAGAAAUAAAAUAGUAAUACAAUUCUUUAUUGCAUGGAGUACUUUGUUUUUCAGAUAUUGUGUUUCUGUUAGUUUACUAUCACUUUUGAUCUCUAAUAAAUGUGCUAAAAAUAGAAUAUAUGCAGUAUUUACAAGUUAACGGUUUUUAUGAUAAGAUAUAAAUACUGUUACAGCCCUGAUGGCAAAGACUAUGAUUUUGAUAUGAGAAUAAAAAGUCUUCACAAGUGCACGGCGAGACAGGAUAUACCAGUAAUAGAAAUCUGUUACAACUAAUUGCAAUAAAAAAGAAAACAAGCUGCAACAGUCUUUUUUACGAAGCUUUCUCAAAAUACUUCCUGGGAAUGGAUGCUUGAAAUGUACUCCUUAGAAAAGGACACAAUAUAGACUUCAUGGAUGCAUUGUCAUUUUUUUUUAAAAAAUCCUAUAGAGAGUACAUUUCGUUAACGUCACAUAACAGUCUGUUGUAUGACUUAUAUUUAUUUCAAAUACUGGCAGUUUAAGAUUUCGACUGAAUGUCAGUUUUUGUUUUUUGCUCACUUGUAUGUUUAUCUUUUUUAAAAAUGAACUGUUACAAUUUUCUAUGGUAUAAUUUUCAUUAUAUCAUUUUCUUUAUACCUUUUUUGUUUAUGUUUAUCCUCUUACAUGAAUUGCCAUACUAUUUUUACAUCAUUUGUGGUAAAGUUAUCAUUUUCAGUCAUUUAUUUCUAGGUAUGUAAGUGCUUGUUAUACAGAUGUGCAAUUCUAUGUAUGUGUAGAUUUUGUUUUGCUGACAUAGGGAUAGAAAAAACUUGGAUUUUUUUUAAAACAAAAUGGUAAUUCGUAUGUGGUUAACAAUGAAAAUAUUAAUCGUAAAAGAAUUCAGUUUCCUUAGGACAAGAAUUCAUUGCUAUAAUUUAAAGAUAACACAGAUUGGACACAUCCUUGUUUACUGGCAUUUAAUUUCAUGCUGAUGCAACUAGCAAAUCCACAAAAGUAUUCUCCAACAAUAAUAAUAAUUUCAAGGUGUUCAGACUAGUAAAGAAGAAUUUGAAUGAGAUAUAAUUUCUGUUUCAUUCUGUUAAGUGUAUAUAUUCUCAAAGUAAAUGUGUAUUAUUAUCUACAUUUUCUUUCUCAACUUUCUUUUGAAUUCUGUUUAAUAUUUUCUUUUUCUUUACCAUUUUCUACACAGCCAUUUGUCUUUAACAUGUCCAGGUGUGAUUUCUUGUAGCCUGUCCAGGCAUGGGAUGUCUUGUAGCCUGUCCAGGCAUGGGAUGUCUUGUAGCCUGUCUAGGCAUGGGAUGUCUUGUAGCCUGUCCAGGCAUGGGAUGUUUUUCAGUCUUUCAGAUAACCAAAGCAGAUGCAAUUUUAUUUACUAGGAAAGCUCAAUUAGUUGUUCUUUUCAUGCUAUUACAGAAAAAUAUGUAAUUAUGUCACAUUGAACAAAUGGCAGUGAGUUCUUUAGUUUCGACUAUAUACAUGUGAAGACUUGCAAGCAGCCAUGGUCACAAGUUUUUCUGUGUAAUUAUAUUAUGAAACGCAUCUUUUUCUCUAUACAUGCACAUAUACCAGCUUGCUUACACCCUGGGUAAAGGCAUUUCCCUUUUAACCAUAAGCCAGAACCAAGAAAUAUGCUUAUAAUGUAGAAUUAGACAUAAAAAAGUCCAUGAAGUUGUAAGUAAUUAGCUCGAAUAUACAUAGAAUUAUGCCCCUUUUUUCCACUUAACAGUGUUUGGUUAAGUUUUUGUAUGUAAGCUGGUAUCUCAGUAUCCACUUAUAGGAAUGAAUUGAAACUUCACACACUUGUUCUCUGUCAUGAUUUGACAUGUACUGUGCAGGUCCCAUAACUCUACUUUGCUUUUUUUUUUCAAAAUUAUGCCCCUUUUUCAACUUAGCUGAUAAGCACUGUGCAGGUUUCAUAACACUGUUUUGCAUUUUUACAAAAUUAUGCCCCUUUUUCGACUUUUGUAUUCAUUCAAUUGACAAGGCAGUUGAAUAGUGGAGCGUUGCUGCCCUCCGACAGCUCUUGUUUUAUGGAAGUGGUAACUUGCUCAGUAAAGCUAUAAAAGCCUUUAAAAUUGUAUGAAAGAACCUACAUUUGAAACCAUUUUGCAACAGUCGAAAAUUUUAGCUAUUCAUAGAUGUGGAUGACCAUGUGUAUAAUUAUGUGUAAUAGUUUACCUCACAUUAACAUACAUGCCUUUUGAUUGUUUCAUCUUCAUUCUACUUGUUUGAAGGUCUGUAUGGCUUGUUAAGGAUUCAACAUAAUGCUCAUGUCUAAUUUCAAAAACUCUACAAGGAUUUUUGUCAUUGUGUCAUUUUACCCAUAAUACACAUAUUAUGUUGCACAGUUGCAUGCCAAAACAAUAGCUAAGCUGAGGCACAUUGCUUGUGUGAAAAUAAUAGUAUGUCGGCUGAGGCACUUCAAGGCAACUGUUACAGUUUGUUUCUAAGAAUCUGUAAAAUACAAACUAUGUGGUCCCUUUUCAUUGCUAUUUCCUAUUUGGCUACAACCCUACAAAUCAAAUUCUACUCUUUUUUUUCUUUCUGAACAGCAACAAUAUUGUUAUCCAUAUUUUUUGAAAUUUCCUUUUGAUGAUUAACACUUGUGUUAGGAUAUUUGAUGUUUUUAGUGAAAUAUCACUAUCAUUUUACUUCCUCUAUCUAGCUAUGCUCAACAAUUUUAUAUUCAAGCUUUGUUAUCAUUAAAAUACUGAUGAUGAGUAAAACAUUAUCAAAAAUAGAAAGUCAAAGAAGUUUUUUUUUUCUCCUUUCUAUUAAAGUACAUAAGUUUUGUGUUGAAUCCUUGACAAAUAUCAUAUACAGUUUCAGUUGUACAUAACUAGCUGCUAUUUUGUUCAACCUUUUAAAAAGGUUUUAUAGUGUUUUUUUUUUCUUUGGUAGUUCAAAUCGCAGCUGCUAUAGAAUUUUCCUUACUGCAAAAAUGAUGUCAUGUUGAAAACAGAUACAUUUUCCUUUUGUUAGCAUUUAUGUAUAGAUAUUUUCAUUUAUUUCAUAGCUUUGUUAAUAGCUAAUCCAUUCAUUGGUCACUUGUUUUGUUGCUUUAUUUUGCCUAGACUUUUAAAUACACUGUUUUCGUAGAAAAAGUAAUAUUGGCAGAGAAAGGUCACUGACAUCAGUUUAUAUCAGGAUGUAAAAAAAACAACUUUGGGUUAAAUUGACAUUGCCGUGUGUUAAAAAACAGUUUUUAUCUCUAAGUGAAUCAUUUGAAAACUUAAUAUGCAUAUUAAAUAACCAAACUAAUUUUGUAAAUAGGAAUGUUGUAAAUGAUAUUUAAGAGUUAGAAAUAGUUAUUGGCAUAUUUAGCCCACCAUCCUCACAUGGUGGGCUAUUCAAAUCACUCUGUGUCCGUGGUUCGUCCGUCCGUCCGUCAUUCCGUCCGUUAACAAUUUCUCGUUAUCGCAUCUCCUCAGAAACUACUGGGCGGAUUUGACCAAACUUUGUCAGAAUGAUGUAUUGGUACCCUAGUUGUGUCCCCAUAAAAAUCAGACUAGAGUUAUGGCCCUUUGUUUAUUUUGAUUUCUAAUAUAAUUUUAUAUCCAGUGGCCCUCCAAGUAGUUAAUUGGUUUUUUAUAGCCUUACCUGUAGAAGGGUCAUAAAGUCUGCAGACACUAAUGAGAUAAUGAUUCAAGUUGUCCAUUAUUUUCCUAUUACAACUCAGCAGUGAAUGGACUACCCUAGUAGAUUGAUAAUUAAUUUGUUUAGUACUGAAAUUUCUGGGUAUAAUUAUUAGAUAUAAUAUAAUUUUAUGUGCAUUCUUUGUUUCCAUAAUAAGAAAAAAAUAAGAAUUGCAUAUAACUCAUUAAUGAUGUCAUCUCUCUUGUUUAGGGUAUGGGUUUAAUUAUUAGUUAUAAAAUAAAUAAUUAUAUGUGCAUUCUCUGUUUCUGUAAUAAGAAAAAAAAAAUGCACAUAACUCAUUAAUGGUGUCAUCUCUUUUGUUAACUUUUGUACUGAGUUACUUCCCUUUAAAUUCCAAGAAUUAGUCUUUUUUUAGAAAUUCUAUUUUUAGAUUUUCAAUAUUUUAGGCAUUUUUCUAACUUUCUUAUUAUAAGUCCUAUGUAAAAAGUAAAUAUAUUUUUCUGUCGUCACAUGUGUCUGUAAGACACUUUUUUGUAUUUAUUUUUAGUGUAUCUCUGAUAUGAGAGAUUUUUAUAUUAGUCUUGAAAUUUGGAACAUUCAAAAAUGGCUAAAUGGUGGGCGCCAAGAUCACUCUGUGAUCUCUUGUUACAAAAUAAGCUAAACAUCUGUAAAUGAACCUUGUUUUCUGACUAGUAGUUGGAGAUUAUAGUUCCCAUUUCAAAUAUGAAUCUAUUUAUGCUGAUGAAUACAAAUUUUAAAAUAAUAUCAGAUUAAAAAAACCCCAGCUGAAACUGAAUUCUCUUUUUGAGCACAUCUU